GGGAGGGGGCGGUCCCAGAACGCCGCCUCCUCCAACCAGUGGGACUAAGCGCUAGGAAGAGCCAGAGAAGCUGGUGGUGUCGGUGGGCAAAGGGCGCCGGAGCGGGGGUCCCGAAGAGUCAGCUACUAAGAUGGCGCAGUGGAACCAGCUCCAGCAGUUGGACACGCGGUAUUUGGAGCAGCUCCACCAACUCUACAGUGACAGCUUUCCUAUGGAAUUGCGGCAGUUCCUUGCACCCUGGAUUGAGAGCCAGGACUGGGCAUAUGCCGCCAGCAAGGAAUCCCAUGCCACGCUGGUGUUCCACAACCUCUUGGGAGAAAUUGACCAGCAGUACAGCCGCUUUCUUCAAGAAUCCAAUGUUCUCUAUCAACACAACCUGCGCCGGAUCAAGCAGUUUCUGCAGAGCCGGUACUUGGAAAAGCCAAUGGAGAUUGCCCGCAUUGUGGCUCGUUGCCUCUGGGAGGAGAACCGGUUACUGCAGACAGCAGCGACAGCGGCUCAGCAAGGUGGGCAAGCAAACCAUCCUACAGCAGCAGUGGUGACAGAGAAGCAGCAGAUGCUAGAGCAACACCUCCAAGAUGUGAGGAAGAGAGUGCAGGACCUUGAACAAAAGAUGAAAGUAGUAGAAAAUCUCCAGGAUGACUUUGACUUCAACUACAAGACCUUGAAGAGUCAAGGAGACAUGCAGGAUCUGAAUGGGAACAACCAAUCAGUGACCCGACAGAAGAUGCAACAGCUGGAGCAAAUGCUGACAGCCCUUGAUCAAAUGAGGAGGGGGAUUGUAAGUGAGCUGGCUGGGCUCUUGUCUGCCAUGGAAUAUGUACAAAAGACGCUGGUGGAUGAGGAACUGGCAGACUGGAAAAGGAGGCAGCAGAUUGCAUGCAUUGGUGGCCCACCCAACAUCUGUCUUGAUCGCCUAGAAAACUGGAUAACAUCACUGGCUGAGUCACAGCUUCAGACACGUCAACAGAUCAAGAAGCUUGAGGAGCUCCAGCAGAAGGUCUCAUACAAGGGUGACCCCAUCGUACAGCACCGGCCCUUGCUGGAGGAGCGAAUUGUGGAGUUAUUCAGAAAUCUCAUGAAGAGUGCAUUUGUAGUGGAGCGGCAACCCUGUAUGCCAAUGCACCCAGAUCGGCCACUGGUUAUCAAAACAGGGGUACAGUUCACAACCAAAGUGCGGUUGCUAGUUAAGUUUCCAGAGCUCAACUACCAGCUGAAAAUCAAAGUCUGCAUUGACAAGGAUUCUGGUGAAGUAGCUGCCCUCCGGGGAUCCCGAAAGUUUAACAUCCUGGGCACAAACACAAAGGUGAUGAACAUGGAAGAAUCCAACAAUGGUAGCCUUUCUGCAGAAUUCAAGCAUUUGACGUUGCGGGAACAAAGAUGUGGUAAUGGUGGAAGAGCAAACUGCGAUGCCUCUCUCAUUGUCACAGAAGAGCUCCAUCUCAUCACCUUUGAGACAGAAGUUUACCACCAAGGGCUGAAGAUUGACCUAGAGACCCACUCGCUUCCUGUAGUGGUAAUCUCCAACAUUUGCCAGAUGCCAAAUGCUUGGGCAUCAAUCUUGUGGUACAACAUGCUGACAAACAACCCCAAGAAUGUGAACUUUUUCACCAAACCACCAAUUGGCACAUGGGACCAGGUUGCAGAAGUGCUCAGUUGGCAGUUCUCCUCAACAACAAAACGAGGGCUGAGCAUAGAACAGCUGACGACACUCGCUGAGAAACUCCUUGGGCCAGGCAUCAAUUACUCUGGAUGUCAGAUAACAUGGGCAAAGUUCUGUAAGGAGAACAUGGCAGGGAAAGGCUUCUCUUUCUGGGUCUGGCUGGAUAACAUCAUUGACCUGGUGAAGAAGUACAUCCUGGCUCUCUGGAAUGAAGGGUAUAUCAUGGGAUUCAUCAGCAAAGAGCGAGAACGAGCAAUCCUGAGCACAAAACCACCUGGCACUUUCCUGUUGCGCUUUAGUGAGAGCAGCAAGGAGGGUGGGAUCACAUUCACAUGGGUGGAGAAGGACAUCAGUGGUAAGGAAGGAAAGACUCAAAUCCAGUCAGUGGAGCCAUACACCAAACAGCAGCUCAACAGCAUGUCCUUUGCUGAGAUUAUCAUGGGCUACAAGAUCAUGGAUGCCACAAACAUCCUCGUGUCCCCACUUGUCUACUUGUACCCUGAUAUCCCCAAGGAGGAGGCCUUUGGAAAAUACUGUCGCCCUGAGAGCCAAGAACACCCUGAAGCCACCGACCCAGGUACAGGUACUGCUCCAUAUCUAAAGACCAAGUUCAUCUGUGUGACCCCAACAACUUGCAGUAGCACCAUUGAACUGCCCAUGUCUCCCCGGACACUUGAAUCCCUGAUCCCCUUUUGCAGUAAUGGGGAGGGCGCUGAGGGAAAUGCUAGUGGCCAGUUUGAAUCAUUGCAAGUCUUUGACAUGGAGAUGACUGCUGAGUGUGCCAACUCGCCCAUGUGACUGGUUCAUCUUAGACAGCUGACCAACUCUGGCUUCCUGGCAUGAAACAUUUCCUUCUCUUGCACCAUUGUGGGGCCUCACCCAUCCAGGCUCUGCCUCAACAGGAGCUUCUUGAUUCUGGUUUCUCUUUUAGCUGCUCAGAGUGCCCUCUUGCUGGCAGCUCAUUGCCUGAGCUGGCUUGGCUUGAGAAAGGGCCCUUGUACUUAAUGUUAGUAAGGAUUUAUCACCUUCUCCCCAAAAGUAUUUUUCCUUUUGUACAAAACUUUGAUUAAGGGGUGUCUUAUUUUGCUAGAUCAAGUGCCUCUUCAUGCCCUGCACCCUUAACAGUAGUUCUUGGUCUCCUGUCCAUUUUUGCAGCAUGCUGCUAAAGGCUUAUUCCUCCAGCUAACAGUCACAUCCAAAUGUUUUUUCAGUAUUCAGACAAUAAGAUUGUUCUAAACAGGCAGGCAAGAUGCUAUCUGCUGAGCACGAGCAGAAGAUGGGAGAUUUUAUUUCUUACAUUUCUGAUUUUUAAAACUUCCCAAAUGGUUUGAAGAUGAACGUAAACCUGGGACAGUGGUCCUGCAAGGUGAGAUGACUGUGACCCCAUGGCUUAUGCUGAGUUGGUCACCUUGGACCUUGAGGCUGGUGGGAACCAAAGAUUUGGAACUAUAUAUUUUUCAAACCCCUAAGUCACUUGAGCUGUACAGAUGGUGAACAGUAAGAGAGUGAUGCUUAUGUUGAUGACAGUAUAAUAAAAAAUUGACAGAAUAAUGUUGCCAGGGCUAAUGAGCAAAUUCAUGGCAGAACUAUGAUUUGAAUCCAAAUCAUCCAGCUGAAAGUCCAGAUUUCUCUCCAUUCUCUCUCUCUCUUUCUCUUGCAAGGCUUCAGGUCUAGAGGGAUCUCUUACUCUCUAUGCUUAAGGCUUUGAGCCCAGAUAGCGCAGCAAGAAUGAAAUCAGGGCUUAACGGUUGGCAGAUUGGUUGCCAGCAUUUAGCUCUAGUUCGUUUUUAUUGUUCUUGUUAUUUAUUUGCACUUUUAUGCUGCCCUUCCUUGAAGGAGUCCAGGGCAGCAUGCCUGAUUUUUCCCUUCUCCUCCCCCACCCCCACCCCAGGCACUAAUUCCAUUUUAUCCUCACAACAGCCUUGCAAGGCAGAUUCAUCAGUGCGAUAGACUGGCCCACAGUCAGCAAGUGAGCUUCAUGGUCAAGUAGAGAUUUCAGUCUGAGUCUCUCCAGUAGAUGUCCACCCUUGAAGCCACCAUACCCUAUCAUAACUGUAUGUUAGGAGCAAAAGGCAAGCAUUUUUUAAAAAGUGAUGCCUCUUCUCCAAACCCAACACUUUGUUGCUUGAGCUACCUAAGCUUUCACCAGCCUAGCAACCUUCAUAUGUGUUGAACUACAACUCCCAUAAUCCCCUACCUUAGUUGUCUGGUUAAGCAUAUUAUAGUCCAAGAUGUCUGGAUGCACGCAGCUGGUGAAUCCUGGACUAGCCCAUUUCUUCCCUGUAAUAGAUUUUUAUAUCCUCAGCUAUACAGUACCAGAUACAUUCUCUUCCCAGCCUUUGUGCCCACAGACAUGGUCCUCUCUGUAUCUUUGCUUGCCUCCCCCAUUUGUGACUGAGUGAUUUAAUUCUAGCUGUAAGCAGUGCUCCUCAGAGACUGUUUGACUGUGAUAUUGGCACUCUGGUGUAGGGAACAGAAAACCUGGAUGCUGAUAUUCUUGUUUUAGCUGUUGGGCUUAAGAGCAUUAUCAAUCAGGGCCCACCUGUCCAUGGAAGAGAGUGAUAAAGCAAGCUUUUCCUCAGUAUUAUUUAGAGGCAUGGGCUAUGCUUGCCCAGGGCUUCUAGGACUUAUAGUCCAACGCAUCUAGAGGACACCAGGUGAGGGUAGAUUACCAUAAGGUCCCUAGCUAGUAUACAGCUGCACUGGUUCCUUAUAACCAAAUAGCUUAUUUAUGCCAAAUUCCAUUUUGUAUCCAUCUCCUUCCCACAUCAGUCAGUUUCCUGUUUCUUUGUAGCUAACUGCUCUCUAAGAGCAUAAUGACUUUAAUUUGUUUUGUAUAUUUUAAUGUUGUAUCUACAGGCUCCUACUUUCUCUUAAAUAAAGUCUAACACCAUA
Molecule: messenger RNA, 4558 nt
Organism: Sceloporus undulatus (fence lizard)
Lineage: Eukaryota; Metazoa; Chordata; Lepidosauria; Squamata; Phrynosomatidae
Gene: STAT3
Product: signal transducer and activator of transcription 3
Exons: 24
Coding region: 131-2461 (776 amino acids)
Biological process (GO): leptin-mediated signaling pathway; regulation of transcription by RNA polymerase II; growth hormone receptor signaling pathway via JAK-STAT
Molecular function (GO): DNA-binding transcription factor activity, RNA polymerase II-specific; RNA polymerase II cis-regulatory region sequence-specific DNA binding
Source: RefSeq, a predicted model, not a curated record